Messenger RNA from Nymphaea colorata (pocket water lily), 852 nucleotides. RefSeq names its product cytochrome b6-f complex subunit 4. The transcript has a single exon. The record is from RefSeq and is a predicted model, not a curated record. NCBI's taxonomy places the organism in Eukaryota, Viridiplantae, Streptophyta, Magnoliopsida, Nymphaeales, Nymphaeaceae. Gene Ontology annotation, biological process: mitochondrial electron transport, ubiquinol to cytochrome c; photosynthetic electron transport chain. Gene Ontology annotation, cellular component: thylakoid membrane. Bases 1 to 555 code for a protein of 184 amino acids.
AUGUCCGGUUCUUUCGGGGGAUGGAUCCAUAAGAAUUCACCUAUCCCAAUAACAAAGAAACCCGACUUGAAUGAUCCUGUAUUAAGAGCAAAAUUGGCUAAGGGGAUGGGACAUAAUUAUUAUGGGGAACCGGCAUGGCCUAAUGAUCUUUUAUAUAUUUUUCCCGUAGUAAUUCUAGGUACUAUUGCAUGUAACGUAGGUCUAGCGGUUCUAGAGCCAUCAAUGAUUGGUGAACCGGCAGAUCCAUUUGCAACUCCUUUGGAAAUAUUACCCGAAUGGUACUUCUUUCCCGUAUUUCAAAUACUCCGUACAGUACCCAAUAAGUUAUUGGGUGUUCUUUUAAUGGUUUCGGUACCAGCGGGAUUAUUGACAGUACCCUUUUUGGAAAAUGUUAAUAAAUUCCAAAAUCCAUUCCGUCGCCCAGUAGCUACAACAGUCUUUUUGAUUGGUACGGCAGUAGCCCUUUGGUUAGGUAUUGGAGCAACAUUACCUAUUGAUAAGUCUCUAACUUUAGGUCUUUUUCAAAUUAAAAUAGAUCUUGAAAUACUAAGGUAAGGCGGGAUAUUACGUAUGUAUCUAGUUAGGCAUACUUCAAAGUUUAUCCUCCUAGAUACAUCUCUUUCAUUUGAUUAUAGAUCUAUUCUGAAGAAUCCACGAAUACAGACUAUGCUGAAGAUUCAAAACAGACUUUGUUUUUGUUUCUUCUUUUUUCGUUAGUGUGUAUAUUUUAGUGUGUAUAUUGAUUAUAUAUUACAAAUUAUUAUUCAAUUCGAAUUGAAUAAUAAUUUGUAAUAUAUAGGAAGAAUAAUUAUAGUAUAAUUUUAUAGUUAGUUUAGUUAUAAAAAAUAAGAA